CAUCAAGGUCGGUUUUAUGUCGGCAACGACCUUUCGCUUACUUUAUUUCUAUUUUGCAAUUUCCCAAAAUACCAUCUUUAAUUAUCCGAUGAUGGGUCCGCCCCCAAUCUUCGAUUACAACGACCUCCAUUGCUUUGGACCCCACUGAGGUUAAGCUCCUCAUCCUCUUCCCCUUCCCUUAAAACAAACAAACAAACAGUCUUCUGCUAAUCAUACAUACACACACCCUUCUCUCUUCUCUUCCUUACUCACGCUUUUCUUCUUCAAUUUCAUCAUUUCUACUCAUUCCAGUUCAUCAAAUGGCUUUUUUGCUUGGCCUGGUGGUUGGUCUCGUCGUGGGCCUUGCGCUUAUUGUUGGAUUUGUUCGGUCUGAGAAUGCCCGAUCUAAGAUGCGCACUGAACUCGCAACUACCAUUGCUGCGUUUGCGAGGAUGACUGUGGAGGAUUCUAGAAAGAUCUUGCCUGCUGAGUUCUACCCUUCUUGGGUUGUUUUCUCCCAGCGCCAGAAGUUGAAUUGGCUAAAUCUUCAACUCGUAAAGAUCUGGCCAUAUGUGGAUGCGGCUGCAUCUGAGUUGAUAAGGGCUUCCGUGGAGCCUGUUCUUGAGCAAUAUAGACCGAUUAUACUAUCAUCUCUUAAAUUUUCCAAGUUUACCCUUGGAACAGUUGCACCGCAAUUUACAGGAGUUUCUAUUAUUGAAGAUGGAGGUAGUGGCAUUACCAUGGAGUUGGAAAUGAAUUGGGACGGGAAUCCAAGUAUAAUACUAGAUAUUAAGACCAGACUUGGUGUUUCCUUGCCUGUGCAGGUGAAAGAUAUUGGAUUUACUGGGGUUUUCAGGUUGAUCUUUAAGCCAUUGGUUAAUGAGUUUCCUUGCUUUGGAGCUGUUUGUUAUUCGUUGCGACAAAAGAAAAAGUUGGAUUUUACACUAAAAGUUAUUGGCGGUGACAUAUCAGCAAUUCCUGGAAUUUCUGAUGCUAUUGAGGGGACAAUACGUGAUGCUAUUGAAGAUUCGAUUACCUGGCCUGUUCGGAAAGUUGUUCCAAUUUUGCCUGGGGACUAUAGUGAUCUGGAGUUAAAGCCUGUUGGGAUGUUAGAAGUAAAGCUUGUGCAAGCAAAGGAUUUGACAAACAAAGACAUCAUUGGGAAAUCAGAUCCCUAUGCUGAAUUAUACAUACGUCCUCUACGUGACAGAACAAAAACCAGUAAAAUAAUUAACAAUGAUCUGAAUCCAAUCUGGAAUGAGCACUUUGAAUUUAUUGUUGAAGAUGCAACCACUCAACACUUGGUGGUAAAGAUCUUUGAUGAUGAAGGGCUGCAGGCAUCUGAGCUCAUUGGAUGUGCUCAAGUGCAGCUAAGUGAGCUUGAGCCUGGUAAAGUGAAAGAUAUAUGGUUGAAUCUGGUUAAAGAUUUGGAGGUCCAAAGGGAUAAUAAAAACAGGGGCCAGGUUCACUUGGAGCUUUUGUACUGUCCUUUUGGUAUGGAGAAUGGCUUUACAAACCCAUUUGCUUCGAGCUUCUCAAUGACCUCCUUGGAGAAGGUUCUUAAAAGUGGGGCGGAUGGGAUUGAAGUCACUGGAAACGGAAACGCAAUUACACAAAGGAGAAGGGAGGUCAUAGUUAGAGGAGUUCUUUCCGUGACUGUGAUAUCUGCUGAAGAUUUGCCAGUGGUAGAUUUGAUGGGCAAGGCUGAUCCCUAUGUUGUUCUCACAAUGAAGAAAUCAGAAACAAAAAACAAAACUAGGGUUGUGAAUGAUUGCUUGAACCCUGUUUGGAAUCAAACUUUCGACUUUGUUGUUGAGGACGGAUUACAUGAUAUGCUAAUUCUUGAAGUAUGGGAUCAUGACACAUUUGGCAAGGACUACAUGGGAAGAUGUAUCCUGACUUUGACAAAGGUUAUUUUGGAAGGGGAGUACAAAGACAGGUUUAAACUUGAUGGAGCUAAAUCUGGAAGCUUAUAUUUGCAUCUCAAGUGGUUGCCGCAACAUAUCUAUCGUGAUACAUGAGUGAUGAGUGAAUGUGAUCUCUGUUCAAUGGCAAAUCGGUGGAACUUAGCUGGUGGAGGCUCGAGAACAUUACUAACACUCAUUUGCAUGUUCAGUUAUCAAUAAGUUUAUGCACCAUGCAUAUGUGAUAGCAAACACACUGUACAUAGCUAUUUUUGCAGUACUAAGCGAACAUAUAGUGAAGCAUGAAGGGAGGACAUUUCAACAGGGGCGGGGGAGUCUUGUGUAUUGAGGAUGCCCUUUAUAGCAGAUACCAUACAUGGGUGGAAAAGUUGGGGGUGGGGGCGAAAUGUUGUAGAGGAUUAUCCAUUUUUGACAUUUUUGUAAUGCUUCUAUAUUCUCCUUAGAAUCUGAAAUAUUCUCAACAUCGUU
Hevea brasiliensis (rubber tree) is the source of this 2372-nucleotide messenger RNA. Its product is annotated as synaptotagmin-5. Gene Ontology annotation, molecular function: lipid binding. Gene Ontology annotation, cellular component: endoplasmic reticulum. The coding region runs from base 300 to 2000 and encodes 566 amino acids. Lineage: Eukaryota; Viridiplantae; Streptophyta; Magnoliopsida; Malpighiales; Euphorbiaceae. The transcript is spliced from 13 exons. The record is from RefSeq and is a predicted model, not a curated record.